AUGACGUCUCACUCGCCGUCGCCGAACAACCAGAUGCCGAGCUCAUCGGAAACCGACAGAUCUCGUAGUAGACCUCCAAAGAGAUUGGUGCCUUACUUGCUGGGUGUCUUGUGUGUUUGCAUUCUGCAAUCACAAACGAUCUUUACACAUCGAAGAGUCCUAAGCAAUGCACUUUGGUUGGGUGAAUUAGAAGAGCAGCUCGUGGAAGCAGCGGCAUCUACUACAACAAAGAGGAGGGUGCUUCGUCAGGAUCAGGAGGAUACCCCAACAGGAGGCAUCGUGUCCAAAGCAGCAUCUGCCAGAGCAAAUACAAGAAUGCGAAUGCCCCUGCACGAUCAGGAGGAUAUCCCAACUGAGAGGAUCGCUUCAAAAAAACGGAUCAGCGACGUGGAUGCGCCUACCACAACAAACAAGAGAAAAUCUCAUCCAAAGGAUACCCCAACUGUUAGGAUCAUUUCCAAAGUCUAUCCUCAGAACAUGACUCACCAUAGCUCUCACCAUCAUCAUGAUCAUAACAAGAACGAAACCUCCUUCAAACACAACAGCUCGGUUGCUACCAGUAAAUCUAAACAGAACAAAACCAAGAAAGGUGAGGGGGGAAAUGAGGCCGACAAGAGGACAACUCAACAGGGGGAUACCGCGACGACAAUUAAGAUCAUUUCUAAAGUCAGUCAUAAGAAUUUGACUCGCCGUCAUCAUGAUCAUAACAAGAACGAAACCUCCCUCGAACUCAACAGUUCGGCUGUGACCAAUAAACCUGAGCAAAACAAAACCAAGAUUAGUGAGCGGGGAAAUGAGAACACCAAGAGAGGAAGUCAACAGGAGGAUACCAGAACAGUUAAGGUAGUUUCCAAAGUCAGUCAUCAGAAUUUGACCCGCCGGCAUCAUGGUAAUCUUCACCACAACAACUCCCAUCAUCACACCCACAACAAAAAUGGAACAUCCCUGAAACACGGCACCACCGCUGCGAGGCAAAGGCUUUCACAACUGCAAGCAUCGCCUUUUGAGACAGAUGACCUGUGUGGAGGUUGUAGAUAUCAACAAACCCACAAAGUCCAAUGUGGAAGACUCAUCGAAGAGCUUGCUAGAGAUCAGAACAUGACAUUGGUUGAAGCCGCCAGGGAGGCACUUGAAAAAGCUGACACAGUACCAAAAAAGUGUCGAGUUUGUUUGGAGUGCGAAGAACACCACCGCCAAUAUUGGAGACCUGACAUGGCUGCUCCUACGAUCCAUAAGGCAACAACUCACUACUUGACCACAAUCCCGGAAGAACAGUACAGGAUACCACGGGAUGUGCUCGCUACGGAAGGACACGAUAACAUUACUCAAUACUUCAAACAAGAGCCCAAUCGAUACCCAGCCAAACGAUAUCUCUUUGAGUACAAUCCAACCAUUGUACCCAUGCCGGUCAACGACGUUCAAUCCAUGCUCGCAUUUGAUGGAGUUUCUCCGACCUACGUUGCUUCAUAUCGUGUAGGGACACAGCAAUCGUGCUUCCCUGCCAAUACAACUCUUGAAAUGAUUGGGGGAUCCUGGGAAAGUAAACCACCCUCUAUCAGUUACCUAGGCAUUGCUUUGCUCGACAAAGACUUGGCUCUCCUCGCAGAUGUGGUGCUGAAUCUGCCAACAAGCUUUGGCAAGAGAGAAGACUUCCGACUCUUUGUGUUGCACAACCAACUCUAUCUGUCAUCCUAUGCUAAACUGACGCCCCUUCACAUUGGGAAUGAAGAGCGUCCGCCAUACAAUCAUAUCUCUGAGACAGUAGUUGACAAAGUCUUUGAUUCACCCCUGCAAGUCACAAUUGGCAAACGACCCUUGUUUAUCAGCAAUGACACGGCAGUCCUCAAACAUGGGAAGAAUUUCAACUACUUUGUAGACCCCGAUACAAACCACACAAUAGUCGAGUUGAAUCCAGCUGGCGAUUUACUGUCCAAGCACCGUCCUCAUUUGGUCCAACCAGUCGACUUGACACUCCCAACCGAGAGCAACAACCUGCAAGGGCAACGCUAUGGGAGUGCCAACUUCUCAAGGGUUGCAUUCCACGGUAAACCGUCGUUCUACACCGCCGAUGAGUUGGCACUGGCUAGAUACCAAAACUUUUAUGAGAGUCCAUAUGUGGCAGACCGAGGUAGCGCUUGUUGUAUCCCAUUUGAAGAGCCAAGUCACAAGAAGCAACUGCUUUUGGGCAUUAGUCAUGUCAAGAUCCCGUGGGGGCGUCUCAGGAUGCAAGAAGCCGGAUUGGUGCCCAACCAAUACCUGAGUCGGUUCUAUGCAAUAGAGGCAACGGCACCCUACCAGACGGUAGCCAUGAGUGGAUACAUUUGCUUGACCUCUUUUACCAAUGACGCGAAUGACAACCCACUGGCAGCCCGGCCACCUCACGUCUGGUUCUCUAUUGGGGAACUCACGUUGAACUGUCCAGCUAUUCACUUUGUCACAGGCAUGACCGAGAAGGUGGACGACCCCAGUACUCUCAUCAUUGCCUAUGGAGUUAGUGAUUGCACAUCUUGGUUUGUGGAAGUGUCGAAGCAAGAAGUCGUUGAUUUACUGUAUGGACCGCCCAAAGUAACUGCACUGGAAGCAACUUCUCCAAAAGCAUUAGAAACACCAAAAAAUCCCAAGAAAGAACCAGAAGCAAAAACUCCAAAGGUAACAAAAGCAACAACUUUGAGAGAACCCGAAGCAACAACUCCAAUGGCGCCAAAAGCAACAACACCCGAAGCAACACCAAUCGUGAACGUCAAGGUAGAGCGACGUCCAAAGGCACCAAAAGCAGCAUCUUUGAACGAACCAGAAGCACCAACUUCAAAGGCACCAAAAGCAACAACUCCAAAGGCACUAGAGGUGACAACUCCAAAGGUACCAAAGGCACUAACACCAAAGGCACCAAAAGCACCAACUCCAAACGCAUCAACAGCAACAACUUUGAAAGAACCCGAAGCAACAACUCCAAAUGCGCCAAAAGCAACAACACCCAAAGCAACACCAAUCGUGAACGUCAAGGUAGAGCGACAUCCAAAGGCACCAAAAGCAGCAUCUUUGAACGAACCAGAAGCAAAAACUCCAAAGACACCAAAAGCAACAGCCCCAAAAGGCACCAAAGGCAACAGCGGCGCCACAACGGCGCCAAAUGCACCAAAGGCAACAACGGCCCGAAAGGCAACAACGGCCCGAAAGGCAACAACGCCAAAGGCACCAAAAGCACCAACUUCGAAAGAACCGGAAGCAGCAAAUCCGAAGGCACCAAAAGCGACAACUUCGAAAGAACCAAAAGAAACAACUCCAAAGGCACCAAAAGCAACAACUUCGGAAGAAUCCGAAGCAACACCAAUCGUGAAUGUCAAGGUAGAGCGACGCACGAAGGGGGGGGAUCGUGCGGAAGCUCUUGCGUAG
Molecule: messenger RNA, 3393 nt
Organism: Seminavis robusta
Lineage: Eukaryota; Bacillariophyta; Bacillariophyceae; Naviculales; Naviculaceae
Source: the annotation of a GenBank genome assembly